Messenger RNA from Akanthomyces muscarius, 870 nucleotides. RefSeq lists its product as uncharacterized. Bases 1 to 870 code for a protein of 289 amino acids. Gene Ontology annotation, cellular component: membrane. The record is from RefSeq and is a predicted model, not a curated record. Lineage: Eukaryota; Fungi; Ascomycota; Sordariomycetes; Hypocreales; Cordycipitaceae. The transcript is spliced from 2 exons.
AUGGCCUUCCUCCAAGCGUUCAAGUUUGGCAGCGGCCUCUGGGAUCCGUCGCAUCGCUACGAGACGUCUUGGCUUCUGCCGCCCUGGCUGCUCUUUGUUUGCCGCACCCUCUUUUCCGUGUACGCAUUUACAACCCUCUUCUUCAACAUCGGCUGGAGCUGCACCCACGCCGACACCGGCGGCUGCCGGACCGCGCGCCGCUCCUUUUCCUUCUUCACGGUCCUGACCUACUGGGGCCUCGCCUUUUACUUUGCCGUCGCCGCCGCGCACACCCUCAGCUACCUCCGCAGCGGCGGGCGCGACUCCCUCCUCGCGCGCCUCCCGCGCCCCCUCCAGGCCCUGCACGCCCUCUUCUACACGUCCGUCGUCACGCUGCCCUUUCUCGUCACCAUUGUCUACUGGGGCGUGCUCUUCUCCGGGCCCUGGUUCGCCCGCCGCUACGACGCCUGGAGCAACGUCAGCGAGCACGCCCUCAAUAGCGUCCUCGCCCUCUUCGAGCUGCUGCUGGCGCGCGCCGCCCCGCCGCUCUGGGCUCACGCCCUCUGGCUCAUCGUCAUACUGCUCGCGUACCUCGCCGUCGCGUUCAUCACGCUCGCCGACCAGGGGUGGUACACGUACAGCUUCCUGGACCACGACAGCGUCGGUGGCCGCGGUUACGUCGCCGCCUACGUCUUUGGGAUUGCUGUGGGCAUCUUGGUCAUCUUUCUUGUUGUAUGGGGCCUGAUUCACCUCCGUGUAUGGGUCACGGAGAAGAAGCUCGGCAUGGAGGGCAAGUUUGCGGGCGGCCGACACCCUCGUCUGAAUGAGGAUGAGGAGGAGCUCGGUGCGAUGCAGCAGCCCAAGAAUCAGGCUGCCCAGUCGUUUGUUUAG